AUGGACCGACUCUUCCAAUUUCUCGCCGAACAUCCAUGCUUCAAGUAUGCCACCCCCACUUGCCCCGAGUUUGUCAGCUGGCGCCUUGGUUCUAUUGUCGACGAAGCUUGCACCCCUGCCGUUAUUGUCCGACCUCGCUCUGCAGAGGAUGUUGCUGGCUUGGUCUCUGUUCUGGCAGCAAACAACCUCGCUUUUACAGUUCGUGUUGGCGGGCACGAGAUGUUCGGUCGAUCACAGACCCAUGAUGGAAUAACCAUUGAUCUGCGCGAGAUUUCAUAUAUUACUGUAGACCAAGAGUCUCAUACAGCACGUCUGGGUGGCGGUAUACUAAUUGCGGAACUGAUCAAGGAACUGGAGAAACAUAAUUUGGUUACGCCGCAUGGCCUGAUACCGAGUGUGGGGUAUGUGGGCUGGGCGACCCACGGCGGAUAUGGCCUCCUCAGUGCUCAGUAUGGGUUAGGUGCCGAUCAGAUUCUGGAAGCCAAAGUGGUAGACUGUCAAGGCGUUAUUCAAGAUGCAGAUAAGGAUAUGUUGACAGCCAUCCGAGGAGCUGGAGGAUUGCUUGGCGUUAUUGUCGAGGUUACAAUCAAUGUCUAUCCUUUAAGCCAGGUUCUCGCGGGUGUCCUCAUAUACGAGUCCAGCGACCUGGGUGCAACGAUCAAGCGCUAUAACAGUGCCUAUUCCCGGCUUAAACGGGAUGGCCUUCCCUCCGCCCUGAGCCUUUAUCAGUGUGUCAUGAAUGGCCCGGCAGGAAAAGCAAUGACCGUGCUGUUUGCGUGGGUAUCUUCGGAUCUUGAAGCUGGGAUGUCGUGGCUAUCCAAAGUUAACGCCUGGUCGCCCGUGGCAGUGUGCACAGUUUCCCCUACCACAAUGGCAGCCUUCAGCUUGGCAGCUGAGAACCUUAUGCCUAAAAGUGUAUAUGGGACCGUCUUAACAGCUAAUGUCCACGAGUUAACACCAGAGAUCGUCGAUGUUAUUGCUCUGCAUGCGGACUCGGUCUUCUGUACUCGGUCUCCGCAUUUUGUGCUCGAGAUAGCACCGAUUGUUCAAACACCGGAUCUGUUAAACGAUGCAAUUGAGUGGGGGCAGAUAUUGUAUGACGCUUUGCACAAGACAGACCCUGCGAACAUUAUGGCUUCGACAUAUCUGCCUUUGACCAGACGAGAAAAGGUAGAUAUGAGAGCGAUCUAUGGGCAUAAGCUUGAGGCUCUGAGGGAUAUCAAACAACGUGAUGAUCCGCAGAAUGUUUUCAAACAUGCGCUGGUACAACUAUGA
Messenger RNA from Aspergillus neoniger CBS 115656, 1275 nucleotides. RefSeq names its product FAD-binding oxidoreductase. Gene Ontology annotation, molecular function: FAD binding. Lineage: Eukaryota; Fungi; Ascomycota; Eurotiomycetes; Eurotiales; Aspergillaceae. The coding region runs from base 1 to 1275 and encodes 424 amino acids. The transcript is spliced from 3 exons. The record is from RefSeq and is a predicted model, not a curated record.